AUGGGGUACACCGGAAAGCCAUCAACGGCUUGCCUCCCAUGCCGUCAGAAACGAAGAAAGUGCGAUCAUGCUAUGCCAGGGUGUUCACAAUGCUCCCGCCAAAAAAUCCAAUGCCCUGGGUACGAGACAGACUGGGACUUGCGGUUCAGAGAUGAGACAAAGUUUUUAGCUGCCGGAACCAGCAAAAGAAAGGCCAACCAAGCUGCGAAACGUUCUACACCUUCACCACCAAAUUCUCUGAGCUCUCCAAGUCAGGCCAUCAGUAUCCCAACUAUUGAUAAGGCUGUGCCUUACUUUAUAGUCUCAUAUAUAGAUAGCACAGUUUAUGGGAGCUACCUACCUCAGCUAUAUGCCGAAGCUGUCUUGCAAAACUGUACACGAGGCGCUCUGGUCUCAACAAUACGAGCUGCAUCGUUGGCUGCCCUAGCCAGACGUCAUCGGAGUCAAGAGACCUUAAGUCUCGCAUUCAAGGAGUUCUCAACGGCGUUGGAACAAACCAAUGCGAACCUUGCUGACUCAGCCACGGCAAUGCUCAAUGCCACCCUUGGUGCUGUGCUUACCUUGGGUCUCUUCGAAUCAAUCGUCUCCACUGGCAAAGAGAACAUCAAUAGCUGGACAGCUCAUACUCUUGGAACUAUUGCAUUGUUGCGUUUACGAGGACUUCAACAAUUCGGAGACACCCUCGGUCGACGUAUGUGUAUCCAUGCUGCCUACAACAUCCGUGUCAGCUGCAUUCACCGCGCUGUUGAGGUUCCUCGAGAUCUUAUUCAACUGGAGGAAGAAUUUAAUGAGGGAUUCAAUUUCCCCAAGGCUGUUCGAGACCACUAUUCAAUCAUGAACAGAACCUGCAGUAUCAAGGCCGAAUUAAAAAACGGACUGACCGCUGAACUCAUCUGCCAAGCUAUAGAAACCGAGCGGGACGCAGACCUAUUCAUCCAAGGGUUCAAACCAUCACCAAGUCCGGUAAAACAAGGGCUGUGCAGAAAAUUUCCACUGACAGAUAAUCAAGCUCUUGCCAACACCGUUAUGCUUCACAGCACAACGGGCGCUCCACCUUUGGCAGUGAUGGCUCGGUGGUUAUUUGGAAUGUCGAUGCUUCGACUGGCGCUGAACGAGAUUAUUUGGAGCGGUGGCCUAAUGUACGACAGUCACCCUGAGGUCCUGCAGAUAAUUCGCCAGGCUAGCAGUUCACUCUUUGGUGAAAUCUCUUGUAAGGACGGCCAGCCACGUCUGGCUGCAUAUGCUGUGGGGAAGAUCUAUCAAAUCUCCAGAAAGGUUCUUGCUUUUGCGCCCAAGUUCAUCGCCGAGGAGGAAACAGUCCCUCGUUUUCCGAAAAUGGCUCGGUGUAUAGUACUACCCCUGGCGUUCAUUAAGAGCAGCCCUUGCUGUCCAACUGAUAUUCACCAAGAAGUCAACAACCUGCUUUUAAGGCUUGAAAAUGACAUAGAAUUAUCGCAAGGUCAAUUUGCAGUGACUGUUCAUUAUACAUCAAGACUGGCAGGAGAAUGGUAUGUUUUCAUUUUAGUAAAAAAGUAUAACUACUAA
This is a messenger RNA of Fusarium mangiferae, 1545 nucleotides long. RefSeq lists its product as uncharacterized. Gene Ontology annotation, molecular function: zinc ion binding; DNA-binding transcription factor activity, RNA polymerase II-specific. The record is from RefSeq and is a predicted model, not a curated record. The coding region runs from base 1 to 1545 and encodes 514 amino acids. Lineage: Eukaryota; Fungi; Ascomycota; Sordariomycetes; Hypocreales; Nectriaceae. The transcript is spliced from 2 exons. Gene Ontology annotation, biological process: regulation of DNA-templated transcription.